CAGAGGGACCGAUUAGGGAGAGAGACCAGAAAUGAGUGGAAUGCUAUCUUAAGCCAAAAAAAAACUAUUACAAUUUUUAUUUAAUACCACUCAAAUGAAGAAAGAUAAAAAAAGAAACAAAAUUCCAAUUGAUAAUUAUCCCAUUCAGACAUUAGUAAAUAUGUCGCUCAAUCCAAGUCGACCUUCCUCAUCAGAGUUGGUGGAACUUCAUGUUUUUUAUGUCCCUGAAGGAUCAUGGAACUAUAAGCUAAAUACCAUUUCAACAGAAGUUGUUAACAAAUUCAUUUCAGCUGGAUUUCUAAGAGUAUCUCCUCAACUUACUUUACGUGCCCUGAGGGAGCAUCUUGGUGAAUUCCUGGGUGAAGAUGCUAUUGCAGAAAAAUUUUUAUUUCUGAAAUGCAUUGGAAAUAAUUUAGCUGUGGUGAAGGAAAAGCAGGAAUCAGAACUGAAACUCAAAUCAUUUGCUCCUCCAUAUGCUCUUCAACCAGAAUUAUAUUUGCUUCCUAUAAUGGACCAUUUAGGAAAUGUUUAUUCACCAUCAUCAACAGUUAUUUUAGAUGAGCGGCAGACUAAUAAUGGUGUUAAUGAGGCUGAUGGAACAAUCCACAGACCAAUUAGUGUAACUUUGUUCAAGGAGGAACUUGGAAGAGAUCCCAGUUUGUUAGAAAACACUUUGAAAGAGCUUCCUAACAAGAAUCAGGAAGAAGCUGGGGGAAAAGCCACUGCAGAAAAAAGCCAGAUUGCAAAAAAUAAAAUUAGAAAUUCUGACUUGCCAAGAUCAUUGGAAGAUUCAAAUAAUGAUUGCUUUGGCACCAAAAAAAGUCAGUGUCUUUGGGAAAAUGAAGAUGAUACAGCUAUCAGUAGAAGACAGGACAAUCAGAUAGGUGAAAAAGAGUACAUCACCCUACCAGAUCACCCUUCACUUCAUUGUCAACCUGUUCUUUCUUCAAGAAUAAUUGAUAUCUCUUUAUUACCAACUGAAAGAGAGAAGAUUAUCAAACAAAUGAAACAAGUAAAGGAAGAAAGAAGGUAUCUGGAAAGAAAUAGAGAAGAACUAGUAAAAACAGUUGAAAAGCUGUUUGAACAAAGCAAAUUAAAACGAUAUCAUGCCUAUGACGGUUGGAAGAAAAAAUACUUGGAAACAAAGAAAGUCACAGCAUCAAUGGAGGAGGUUUUAACAAAACUUCGAGAAGAUUUGGAACUCUACUAUAAAAAACUGCUCAUGCAACUUGAAGCCAGGGAGAUCAAGAUGAGACCAAAGAAUCUGGCAAACAUCACAGACUCCAAGAAUUACCUGAUAAUCCAGAUCACUGAGGUACAGCAUGCAAUUGACCAACUUAAGAGAAAACUGGAUACUGACAAAAUGAAACUCAUAGUAGAAGUUAAGAUGAGAAAACAAGCAGUUUCAGAUUUACGAACAUUGAAAACUGAACUGGCACAGAAAAAAAAAAUCAUACAUCUCUACAAUCUCAAUUAG
This is a messenger RNA of Rhinopithecus roxellana (golden snub-nosed monkey), 1477 nucleotides long. It is a transcript of the gene SPATA1, whose product is annotated as spermatogenesis associated 1. Bases 95 to 1477 code for a protein of 460 amino acids. The transcript is spliced from 13 exons. The record is from RefSeq and is a predicted model, not a curated record. NCBI's taxonomy places the organism in Eukaryota, Metazoa, Chordata, Mammalia, Primates, Cercopithecidae.